CUGUGGGAGCCGCAUCCUACCUGCGCUAGCGGCUCCAGAGGUGGAGGCAGAGAGGGCGGAGAAGGCAGCGAAGGGUGCCGCAGAGAAAAAAGUGUCAAAGCCAGUACGGCUUUAGAAUACGGGAAAGGAUACUUUUCAUGGUGCAUGGAAGGAAAGCCAAUGCGCAGGUGUACCAACAUUCGACCAGGAGAGACUGGAAUGGAUGUAACAAGCCGCUGCACCCUUGGAGACCCCAACAAACUGCCAGAAGGGGUUCCCCAACCUGCUCGAAUGCCCUAUAUCUCAGAUAAGCACCCUCGGCAAACCUUGGAAGUGAUCAACCUUCUGAGAAAGCACCGGGAGCUAUGUGAUGUGGUGCUAGUUGUGGGCGCUAAGAAGAUAUAUGCCCACCGCGUCAUUCUGUCAGCCUGCAGCCCCUACUUCCGAGCAAUGUUUACAGGAGAGCUGGCAGAAAGCCGGCAAACAGAAGUAGUGAUCCGAGACAUAGAUGAGAGGGCCAUGGAGCUGCUGAUUGACUUUGCGUAUACCUCCCAGAUAACCGUGGAAGAGGGCAAUGUCCAGACCCUCUUGCCUGCUGCUUGCCUCCUCCAGCUGGCAGAAAUACAGGAAGCCUGCUGUGAAUUCUUAAAGAGACAGUUAGAUCCUUCUAAUUGUCUGGGCAUUCGGGCUUUCGCUGAUACACAUUCUUGCCGAGAGUUGCUAAGGAUUGCAGACAAGUUCACCCAACAUAACUUUCAAGAGGUAAUGGAGAGUGAAGAAUUCAUGUUACUUCCGGCCAACCAACUCAUUGAUAUAAUAUCUAGUGAUGAGCUCAAUGUUCGGAGUGAAGAGCAAGUGUUCAAUGCGGUGAUGGCCUGGGUCAAAUACAGUAUUCAGGAAAGACGUCCUCAGUUACCCCAGGUGCUGCAACAUGUUCGCCUGCCUUUGCUUAGUCCCAAGUUCCUGGUGGGCACCGUAGGCUCUGACCCCCUCAUUAAAAGUGAUGAAGAAUGCAGAGACUUGGUAGAUGAGGCUAAAAACUACCUCCUGUUGCCUCAAGAACGACCACUAAUGCAAGGACCAAGGACAAGGCCACGGAAACCUAUCCGAUGUGGAGAAGUGCUCUUCGCAGUUGGUGGUUGGUGCAGUGGAGAUGCCAUUUCCAGUGUUGAACGCUAUGAUCCCCAGACCAAUGAGUGGCGAAUGGUAGCUUCAAUGAGUAAAAGGCGAUGUGGAGUCGGGGUCAGUGUUCUUGAUGACCUGCUAUAUGCAGUAGGCGGCCAUGAUGGAUCCUCAUAUCUCAAUAGUGUUGAAAGAUAUGACCCCAAAACAAACCAGUGGAGCAGUGAUGUGGCCCCUACAAGCACCUGCAGGACGAGCGUUGGAGUGGCAGUCCUUGGAGGCUUUCUCUAUGCUGUGGGUGGGCAGGAUGGUGUCUCUUGCCUCAAUAUAGUUGAGAGGUAUGAUCCAAAGGAGAACAAGUGGACCCGGGUGGCUUCUAUGAGCACUAGAAGGCUAGGCGUGGCUGUGGCUGUGUUGGGAGGAUUCUUAUACGCUGUAGGUGGCUCUGAUGGCACGUCUCCACUCAACACAGUGGAGCGCUACAAUCCUCAGGAAAACAGAUGGCACACCAUAGCGCCUAUGGGGACCCGAAGGAAACACCUAGGUUGUGCAGUGUACCAGGACAUGAUCUAUGCUGUGGGAGGGAGAGACGACACUACAGAGCUUAGCAGUGCUGAGAGAUACAACCCCAGAACUAACCAGUGGUCUCCCGUGGUGGCCAUGACAUCCCGCAGGAGUGGAGUGGGCCUGGCCGUGGUCAAUGGACAGCUCAUGGCAGUAGGGGGUUUCGAUGGCACAACGUACUUGAAGACCAUUGAAGUGUUUGACCCAGAUGCCAAUACGUGGAGGUUGUACGGAGGAAUGAAUUACCGUCGGCUAGGAGGUGGUGUAGGAGUUAUUAAAAUGACACAUUGUGAAUCUCAUAUAUGGUGAACACAGAAAGAAAUCGUGCAUACGCUCCUUUAUAUUUGGAAGAGCCUUGACUCCGACGCUUUGUAUAGCUCAAGAAAACAAUAGAACAAAUUUUAUUCUUUGCCGGUGCCUCAACAUUCAGAAACACCAGUCUAACGACGGAACUCACCUGCAAAAUGCCACCUUUGUACAAUGCCUUUCCGCUCUGUGCAGAAGAGUAUUUAUUUUUGGCUUUAAUUUAUCAUGGAGUUUUGAUGGGGAUUUUUGUUUUUGUUUUG
This is a messenger RNA of Grammomys surdaster, 2231 nucleotides long. It is a transcript of the gene Klhl20, whose product is annotated as kelch like family member 20. Lineage: Eukaryota; Metazoa; Chordata; Mammalia; Rodentia; Muridae. Bases 145 to 1974 code for a protein of 609 amino acids. Gene Ontology annotation, molecular function: protein binding. The transcript is spliced from 12 exons. The record is from RefSeq and is a predicted model, not a curated record.